AUGGAGACUGACAUAGUGAGUUGUCCUAGGUUGACAUGCUCAGAGAACUUGGGUGAUGGAGUAUGCUUCAUGCACUAAGCUACCAAUCCAGUUGAAUGGAUAAAGUUGGCUUCAUGCCCAAGUGGUUAAAUCUGUGAUGCCACUUCUGACUACGCAUGGUAUGAUGUAUUCAAACAGUCAAUCGAGCAAGCAAAUGAGCUAGGAAAGUCUUCUACUUGGAAGAAGCUUACUAAGAGCAGGUGUGAUAGCUCUGCAAAGUUCAGGCAAAAUCUACUGCCUGGCAGAUACUGUCAGAGCAAUUACGAAUGCUCUUCAUUCAAUUGCACAGAUAAUAUAUGCAAGGGCUAAGCUAGUGGCACUUCGUGCUCUUACCAUGAUUAAUGUGAUAGUGGACUUGCUUGCAUUGCAUCAAAGUCAUUUCCCUUUGUAACCACAUGCAACUCAUAUAAAAAGCAAGGAGAGCAAUGUGAAUCUACACAUGAUUGUGAUUUGAAGACUGUUUGCUGGUACGUCUCAAGAGAGGAUUUCCAAACAAGAACUAAAAAGUGUAUGGCAAAGUAUCAGUUGCCGAUUGGAGACAAUUUUGGAUGGGCCCCUGUCAAUUAUGAUACUGUAAAGGAUAUAUUAUGGAAUGGUUAGGUAUGCUCCACUGGCUUUGCUAUACCCUUCUAUGAGAACUCAACUGUUACUAGACCAUUAGGCAUGUGUGUUAAUAUAACCAAGGUGGUUUCAGAUUAAGGAACUUACAACAAUCCAAUAUCAGAUGUUCCUAAAUGCUUAGCAGCCAACAAAGGUAGCUUCUGCAAUUAUUUCUACAACUCAGUUGAUAGCUUUAAGACUAGAUGCUACUGCGCUGCAGAUGGUUCCCUUGGCUAUUGCCCCUUGCCUAAUUUCUAAGCAAUGAGGAAUUUCACUGCAUUUGAUGUAUUUAUUCAGGGUAAUUCAACUAAUUGCCAUACUAAAGAUAGAGAUAACUUAAAGGCUCACUUUGAAUGUGGGAUAGGCGAUGGGACUGUGCUGAGGUAAUAUACUAAUGCUAGAAUCCUAAAGGAGAAUUGGAAUUUCGCUUAGAGUUCCAAAGUGCUUAGUUGUCUGUAGAAUUACAUGCCAAGUAGUUAUACCAAUCUCCAAUAUAGCACAGGAGUAAUAAUAUAGUUAUUUGCUUUUGCAUUGGGAUCAUUAUGUUUUGGAAUAAAUCUAAUUUGA
This is a messenger RNA of Stylonychia lemnae, 1206 nucleotides long. The record is from the annotation of a GenBank genome assembly. NCBI's taxonomy places the organism in Eukaryota, Ciliophora, Spirotrichea, Sporadotrichida, Oxytrichidae.